GUCAGGACGCAAUUCAACUUCACUUGGGCCUGUUUUCCAAAAGACAUCUUCAUCGCGGUUUGUCUCGACUGCAGUUUCGACCUCGCCGGAACUGGUCUCGUCAACAUGUCCUCAAGAUCUCGAUUUGUUGCACAACCACUGGACUGUCUCGAAUGGACGAUAUUGUCGGCCUACUUUUCCGGCCAGUCGCAAGACAGAGGCUUGGCUCAAUUGACGGACGGACGGGAUUAAUCAUGUAA
Molecule: messenger RNA, 239 nt
Organism: Protopolystoma xenopodis
Lineage: Eukaryota; Metazoa; Platyhelminthes; Monogenea; Polystomatidea; Polystomatidae
Source: the annotation of a GenBank genome assembly